Molecule: messenger RNA, 4044 nt
Organism: Salvia hispanica
Lineage: Eukaryota; Viridiplantae; Streptophyta; Magnoliopsida; Lamiales; Lamiaceae
Source: RefSeq, a predicted model, not a curated record
CACCAACGCAUAAUUUCUCUUGACUUUUCUCUUCUGCUUCCCCUUUUCUUCCAUUUCAAGCUGCUUUCAUUUCUCUGAUUUCUUAAAUUAGCUUCGAAUUCCUAAAUUUUUCGCCUCAGGUUUUAUUCAAUUGUCGGUGCUCGCUUUGCCCCCCCUUCUCAUAAAAUUCUCCAUCUCUGUUUUGUUGAGAUCAGUUUAAGGAUCUAGAUCUGCUACUAUAGUUUACUCUCGAAUUAUCCCCCCGGAUUUGAAGGGGAGUUGGUUGAAUGUCUUCUCUCAGUAGAGAACUGGUGUUCUUGAUCUUACAGUUCCUAGAUGAAGAAAAGUUCAAAGAGACCGUUCACAAGCUUGAGCAAGAAUCUGGGUUCUUCUUUAACAUGAAAUAUUUUGAAGAUGAAGUUCACAAUGGGAACUGGGCGGACGUUGAAAAAUACCUCUCUGGUUUCACUAAAGUAGACGACAAUCGCUAUUCAAUGAAGAUCUUUUUUGAGAUUAGGAAGCAGAAGUACCUUGAAGCAUUGGAUACGCACGAUCGGUCCAAGGCUGUUGAGAUCCUCGUAAAAGAUCUAAAAGUAUUUGCAUCAUUUAAUGAAGAGCUUUUCAAAGAGAUAACUCAGCUGUUGACAUUAGAAAAUUUCAGGGAGAAUGAACAGCUAUCAAAGUAUGGAGAUACAAAAUCUGCACGAGCCAUUAUGCUUGUUGAGCUGAAGAAGCUUAUUGAGGCAAAUCCAUUGUUUCGUGAUAAAUUACAGUUUCCGAACCUUAAGAACUCAAGACUGCGAACACUAAUCAAUCAAAGCUUAAAUUGGCAGCACCAACUUUGUAAAACUCCAAGGCCGAAUCCAGAUAUUAAAACACUUUUUGUUGAUCACUCAUGUGGACAACCAAAUGGUGCACGCGCACCCUCUCCAGUAAACAAUCCACUGCUCGGAGGAGCAGUUCCAAAACCGGGUGGCUUUCCUCCGUUGGGUUCACAUUUGCCCUUCCAAACUACUCCAGCCCAAGUUCCAACACCCCUCGCAGGUUGGAUGUCUAAUCCACCUACUGCAGCUCAUCCGCCUGUCUCUGGUGGACCUAUAGGUCUUGGUGGCCCGCCUAUUCCAGCUUCCCUUAAACAUCCUAGGACUCCGCCAACAAAUUCCUCUGUUGAUUUUCUUGGUGAUUCUGAACAUCCUAGUAAAAGAAUCAGACCUUUGGGAAAUGAUGAGGUGAAUCUUCCUGUGUCAUUCCCUGGGCAUGCACAUACCCAGGCUUUCAAUGCACAAGAUGACCUGCCCAAGACAGUUGCACGUACUUUGAACCAAGGAUCAUCUCCUAUGAGCAUGGAUUUUCAUCCUAUCCAAAAGACUCUACUUCUAGUUGGAACUAAUGUGGGAGAUAUUGGGCUGUGGGAGGUUGGUUCGAGAGAGAGGCUAGUUCAAAGAAACUUCAAAGUGUGGGAUCUGACUGCUUGUACAAUGCCUUUACAGGCUGGUCUGGUGAAAGAUCCUGCCGUCUCAGUGAAUCGCGUGAUUUGGAGCCCAGAUGGGUCUUUGUUUGGAGUUGCAUAUUCAAGACACUUGGUACAGAUUUAUUCAUAUCAUGGGAAUGAUGAUGUGCGCCAGCAGUUGGAGAUUGAUGCUCAUGUUGGCGGAGUAAAUGAUAUUGCAUUCUCACAUCCCAAUAAGCAGCUUUCUGUGAUAACCUGUGGAGAUGACAAGCUAAUCAAGGUUUGGGAUGCCAAAACUGGUGCCAAACAAUACACUUUUGAAGGUCACGAGGCCCCUGUAUAUUCAGUGUGUCCUCACCACAAGGAGAAUAUUCAGUUUAUCUUUUCUACAGCAUUAGAUGGAAAGAUUAAGGCGUGGUUAUAUGACAAUUUGGGAUCUCGAGUAGACUAUGAUGCUCCUGGUCGUUGGUGUACAACCAUGGCCUACAGUGCUGAUGGUUCAAGGCUUUUCUCUUGUGGGACCAGUAAAGAUGGAGAGUCGCACAUUGUUGAAUGGAAUGAAAGUGAAGGAGCUGUGAAAAUAACAUAUCAAGGUUUCCGAAAACGAUCAUUGGGGGUCGUGCAGUUUGAUACUACUAAAAAUAGAUUUUUGGCAGCUGGUGACGACUUUUCUGUCAAAUUCUGGGAUAUGGACAAUACUCAACUUUUGACUAGUAGUGAUGCUGAUGGAGGUCUUCUUGCAAGUCCACGCAUCCGGUUCAAUACAGAUGGGACCUUGUUGGCUGUUUCUGCUAACGAAAAUGGAAUCAAAAUUUUAGCAAAUCCAGAGGGUCUUCGAUUACUACGUAAUUAUGAAAGCCUUGCUUUUGAUGCCUCAAGGGCUUCUGAAGCUGCAAAGCCCACUGUCAAUCCAAUAUCUUCUGCGGCGGCUACUAGUGCUGGACUAACGGACAGGGUGGGCUCAGUUGCUGGCCUCUCCACUAUGAAUGGGGAUACAAGAAAUCUUGGAGAUGUGAAACCUAGAAUAACAGAAGAAACGAAUGACAAAUCAAAGAUUUGGAAGCUCAGUGAAAUUAAUGAACCAUCUCAGUGCCGAGCCCUGAAGCUCCCAGAGAACUUAAGAGUAACAAAGAUAUCUAGGUUAAUAUAUACAAAUUCUGGUGGUGCCAUACUGGCAUUGGCUUCAAAUGCAAUCCAUUUACUCUGGAAAUGGCAGCGGAGUGACCGUAAUUCGAGUGGAAAAGCAACUGCCACUAUUUCACCACAAUUAUGGCAACCAUCAAGUGGCAUUUUGAUGACCAAUGAUGCGGCCGACACAAACCCUGAUGAAGCCGUUUCUUGCUUUGCUUUAUCAAAGAAUGAUUCUUAUGUAAUGUCAGCAUCUGGAGGAAAGAUAUCUUUGUUCAAUAUGAUGACUUUCAAGACAAUGACAACCUUCAUGCCUCCACCACCUGCAGCAACAUUUUUAGCAUUUCAUCCUCAGGAUAACAAUAUAAUUGCGAUCGGGAUGGAUGAUUCUACGAUUCAGAUAUAUAAUGUCCGAGUAGAUGAGGUCAAAAGCAAGCUUAAAGGUCACUCUAAAAGAAUUACAGGACUUGCCUUCUCAAAUGUUUUAAAUGUCCUAGUUUCAUCAGGAGCCGAUGCUCAGAUUUGUGUGUGGAGUUCUGAUGGAUGGGAAAAGCAGAAAUCGAGAUUUUUGCAACUACCUCCUGAGAGGUCACUGACAGCACAGUCAGAAACACGUGUACAGUUUCAUCAGGACCAGAUUCAUUUUCUGGUUGUACAUGAGACUCAGCUCGCCAUAUUUGAAACAACGAAAUUAACAUGCAUGAAACAGUGGACACCACGAGAAUCUGCUGCCUCGAUAUCACAUGCGACGUUUUCCUGUGAUAGCCAGCUGGUAUAUGCAAGUUUUCUUGAUGGAACGGUGUGCAUAUUCACUGCUGGGCACCUUCGUUUGAGAUGCCGCAUUAAUCCUUCCUCUUAUCUUCCCUCAAGUGUCAGCAGUUCAAAUGUGCACCCUCUUGUGAUUGCUGCACAUCCACACGAGCCAAAUCAGUUUGCGUUGGGUCUCUCAGACGGUUCAGUUCAUGUUUUUGAACCACUUGAAUCCGAAGGUAAAUGGGGUGUGCCACCACCGGCUGAAAAUGGGUCUACAAGCAGCGUACCAACCACUCCUUUAGUCGGGGGAUCGUCCCAAGAUCAAGCACAAAGGUGAUAUCCAGAAAUUAGACAUGUUACAAAUCGCAGUAGGCAACGUUGCAUUUUCAACUCUCACCGUAUAACUUUGUCUUGGGGUUUGGUGGAGAAUGACAUUGAGGUUAACAUAACUGUACAUUAGUAUUCUGGCACUCCAUAACGCAUUCAUCUUCUUCUUCUUAGGAGCUGGUUAUGUAAGUAACUCACACCUUUGGCUCAUACAUGCCAAUCUAAUUUGCCACAUUUUGGGUAAAACAUAAGUAUGAUGUAAGAUGAAAGGCUUUUUGAUGUACUAUUGGUAUUCUAGACUAGUAGACAAAUUCAUUUUGUUGUUAGCCAUCUCUCUUGUUCAAGAUAAAUUUCUGCUUGGUUUAGCUGCUUCACCCAGUGAUGAAAUACAUUUGUCUGUUUAUUCA